This is a messenger RNA of Odocoileus virginianus texanus, 1434 nucleotides long. It is a transcript of the gene SERPINA1, whose product is annotated as serpin family A member 1. The record is from RefSeq and is a predicted model, not a curated record. NCBI's taxonomy places the organism in Eukaryota, Metazoa, Chordata, Mammalia, Artiodactyla, Cervidae. Gene Ontology annotation, biological process: negative regulation of endopeptidase activity. Gene Ontology annotation, molecular function: serine-type endopeptidase inhibitor activity.
GGUCCAGUGCUUAAAUACGGGCAAGGACAGGGCUCUGUCUCCUCAGCCUCAGUCACCAGCCCUGACCUGGGACAGUGAAUCGAUAAUGGCACCCUCCAUCACACGGGGCCUCCUGCUGCUGGCAGCCCUGUGCUGCCUGGUCCCCAUCUCCCUGGCUGGAGUUCUCCACGGACACGCUGUCCAAGAGACAGAUGAUACAUCCAACCAGGAAGCAGCCUGCCACAAGAUUGCCCCCAACCUGGCCAACUUUGCCUUCAGCAUAUACCACCAGUUGGCCCAUCAGUCCAACACCAGCAACAUCUUCUUCUCCCCAGUGAGCAUCGCUUCAGCCUUUGCAAUGCUUUCCCUGGGAGCCAAGGGCAACACUCACACUGAGAUCCUAGAAGGCCUGGGUUUCAACCUCACUGAGCUAGCAGAGACUGAGAUCCACAGGGGCUUUCAGCAUCUUCUCCACACUCUCAACCAGCCAAACCACCAGCUGCAACUGACCACUGGCAAUGGUCUGUUCAUCAAUGAGAGUGCGAAGCUAGUGGAUACGUUUUUGGAGGAUGUCAAGAAUCUGUAUCACUCUGAAGCCUUCUCCAUCAACUUCAGGGAUGCUGAAGAGGCCAAGAAGAAGAUCAAUGAUUAUGUAGAGAAGGAAAGCCACGGAAAAAUUGUGGAUUUGGUAAAUGUUCUUGACCAAGACACAGUUUUUGCUCUGGUGAAUUACAUAUCCUUUAAAGGAAAAUGGGAGAAGCCCUUCGAGGCGAAACACACCACAGAGAAGGACUUCCACGUGGAUGAGCAAACCACCGUGAAGGUGCCCAUGAUGAACCGCCUGGGCAUGUUUGACCUCCGCUACUGCGACAAGCUCGCCAGCUGGGUGCUGCUGUUGGACUACGUGGGCAAUGUCACCGCCUGCUUCAUCCUGCCCGACUCGGGGAAACUGCAGCAGCUGGAGAACAAGCUCAACAAUGAGCUCCUCACCAAGUUCCUGGAAAAGAAAUAUGCAAGUUCUGCCAAUUUACAUUUGCCCAAACUGUCCAUUUCUGAAAAGUACGAUCUGAAAACUGUCCUGGGCAAACUGGGCGUCACCAAGGUCUUCAGCAACGGGGCUGACCUCUCAGGGAUUACCACGGAUCAGCAUCUGAAGGUGUCCAAGGCGCUCCACAAGGCUGCUCUGACCAUCGACGAGAAAGGGACAGAAGCUGCCGGGGCCACAAUUCUGGAAGCCAUCCCCAUGUCCCUUCCCCCAGAGGUCGAGUUCAACAGACCUUUCCUCUACAUCAUCUACGAUAGAAACACCAAGUCUCCCCUCUUCGUGGGAAAGGUGGUGAAUCCCACCCAAGCCUAACUGCCUCUCGGGGUUCAGCCCUCCCCUCCCAGUCCAGGUCCCCCUCCUGCCUCCCCCUCCUCCCUCCACAGCAUUAAAGGAUGACUGACCUAGCCCGA